CAAAAUGGUUUGAUUUGGCCCGGAAAAUGGUAUCGAUACAAAUCUAAUGCUAUUGAAUGAAUUGUAGAUGGGUAUUGCUGUGAAUUGCUGGUAUUAGGCAGGUACUAUAAUAGUGGGGUCGCUCCUCCCGCCAUCCCGCCAUCCCGACGCCAGUGCUAUCAUGCACACAUCCACCAGGAUCCUGCCGCUAGUCAUGGUGCUCAUUCUCGCUGUCCUUGCCUUGGAGUGUCGAAGAAGAGCUGACCUGCGCCGUGGCCUUUCGUUUGUAUUCCUGUUGUACUGCAUUAGCGCGGGAGGUUCUCCCCGAUGUAGCACGUACCUCCUUGAUACUGGUAGACAGAUUGUUCCAGUAGAGUGCGAAUGCAGCCGGUUCACGCUGGUGACCAAGUAUUGAGAUAUCUAAAACUUACAGUGGAUUUUUUAUCUAGCGAGCGCAGUUGAAGUUAGUACCAAAUUGAUGCAAUGCGAGGUGCACAUUUGACUCACCUCUAUGUUGGCCGUUUCCUUAGCGUUUCCUUCAAGUUUGUCGGUACUACAUAGCAGCGAUAGCACUGGUGCUGAAUCCACAUUCAGACGGCAGGUGCCACAGAACGUCCGA
Molecule: messenger RNA, 598 nt
Organism: Suillus subalutaceus
Lineage: Eukaryota; Fungi; Basidiomycota; Agaricomycetes; Boletales; Suillaceae
Exons: 2
Coding region: 161-394 (77 amino acids)
Source: RefSeq, a predicted model, not a curated record